AGUCAACCAGAGAUCAGCAUGGCCGGCGUCCCAGUAGCUGGAGGACCCACCACACAGCCAGAGAUCAGCAUGGCUGCUGUCCCAGUAGCUGGUGGACACAUCACACAGCCAGAGAUCAGCAUGGCUGCUGUCCCAGUAGCUGGAGGACCCACCACACAGCCGGAGAUCAGCAUGACUGGCGUCCCAGUAGCCGGUGGACCCAUCACACAGCCAGAGAUCAGCAUGGCCGGCGUCCCAGUAGCUGGAGGACACACCACACAGCCAGAGAUCAGCAUGGCCGGCGUCCCAGUAGCUGGAGGACACACCACACAGCCAGAGAUCAGCAUGGCUGCUGUCCCAGUAGCUGGAGGACCCAUCACACAGCCAGAGAUCAGCAUGGCCGGCGUCCCAGUAGCUGGAGGACACAUCACACAGCCAGAGAUCAGCAUGGCCGGCGUCCCAGUAGCUGGAGGACCCACCACACAGCCAGAGAUCAGCAUGGCUGCUGUCCCAGUAGCUGGAGGACCCAUCACACAGCCAGAGAUCAGCAUGGCUGCUGUCCCAGUAGCUGGAGGACCCACCACACAGCCAGAGAUCAGCAUGGCUGCUGUCCCAGUAGCUGGAGGACACACCACACAGCCAGAGAUCAGCAUGGCUGCUGUCCCAGUAGCUGGAGGACACACCACACAGCCAGAGAUCAGCAUGGCUGCUGUCCCAGUAGCUGGAGGACACACCACACAGCCAGAGAUCAGCAUGGCUGCUGUCCCAGUAGCUGGAGGACCCACCACACAGCCAGAGAUCAGCAUGGCUGCUGUCCCAGUAGCUGGAGGACCCAUCACACAGCCAGAGAUCAGCAUGGCUGCUGUCCCAGUAGCUGGAGGACCCACCACACAGCCAGAGAUCAGCAUGGCUGCUGUCCCAGUAGCUGGAGGACACACCACACAGCCAGAGAUCAGCAUGGCUGCUGUCCCAGUAGCUGGAGGACACACCACACAGCCAGAGAUCAGCAUGGCUGCUGUCCCAGUAGCUGGAGGACACACCACACAGCCAGAGAUCAGCAUGGCUGCUGUCCCAGUAGCUGGAGGACACACCACACAGCCAGAGAUCAGCAUGGCUGCUGUCCCAGUAGCUGGAGGACCCAUCACACAGCCAGAGAUCAGCAUGGCUGCUGUCCCAGUAGCUGGAGGACACACCACACAGCCAGAGAUCAGCAUGGCCGGAGUCCCAGUAGCUGGAGGACCCACCACACAGCCAGAGAUCAGCAUGGCCGGCGUCCCAGUAGCUGGAGGACCCACCACACAGCCAGAGAUCAGCAUGGCUGCUGUCCCAGUAGCUGGAGGACCCACCACACAGCCAGAGAUCAGCAUGGCUGCUGUCCCAGUAGCUGGAGGACACACCACACAGCCAGAGAUCAGCAUGGCUGCUGUCCCAGUAGCUGGAGGACACACCACACAGCCAGAGAUCAGCAUGGCUGCUGUCCCAGUAGCUGGAGGACACACCACACAGCCAGAGAUCAGCAUGGCUGCUGUCCCAGUAGCUGGAGGACCCAUCACACAGCCAGAGAUCAGCAUGGCCGGCGUCCCAGUAGCUGGAGGACACACCACACAGCCAGAGAUCAGCAUGGCCGGAGUCCCAGCUAGCACCACACAGCCAGAGGUCAUAGACAUUCCUGUUUCUGGAGCAGGGAUCACUCAGAAUGUUGAACUGAUCAAUAUCAUAGACUUGAAUCUAAAAAAUUUUACCAACCUAUUUAAGAGCUCUGAUGGAACCUUCAUUCUGGUUUGUUCAGACAAUCAGAGUCGGAUGGAUGGACAGUCACCAACCAGUAUAUCAACACCUCAACCAACACCCAAUCAGAGUCAGAUGGAUGGACAGUCACCAACCAGUAUAUCAACACUUCAACCAACACCCAAUCAGAGUCAGAUGGAUGGACAGUCACCAACCAGUAUAUCAACACUUCAACCAACACCCAAUCAGAGUCAGAUGGAUGGACAGUCACCAACCAGUAUAUCAACCAAGCACCCAAAGCUGAAUGAGAUGGAAACAAAGCCAAGAGUUUCGAAAGCACGUGUAAAGAGCUCUAAAAUGAAACAGAAAAAGAUUCCUACCACUUCAGACGUUACAUGUAAGAUUGCUAGCAAAGACAAGCCGAAAACUUACGUAUGUCAAAUUUGUUAUAAGAGUUUUUUAAAAAGUGAUCAUCUCGAAUCGCAUUUGCGUAUUCAUACUGGUGUGAGACCAUUUGAAUGUGAACAUUGUUAUCAAGCAUUCAACACUAAGAGUAGUAUGGUGAGACACAUCAAGAUCACCCACUUGUUUGAGAAGACCUUUCUUUGUAGUCACUGUGACAAGAAGCUCUCAUCCAGCACUCAUUUGAAACAACAUGUGAUGAGGAAUCACUCCAACGAUCGACCUUUUAAUUGUGAAUAUGUGGGUAAUGAGUGCGACAAGAAGUAUUGCACCAAAGAGGAACUACUGCAGCAUAUCCAAGCUGUACACAGUGUGAAGCGUGCUUAUCAAUGUCAGUUCUGUCAAUCAAAGUAUGCCUAUAGUCGCAAUUUAAAAAGGCACCUGCGGAAGGACUGUGCUCUGGUACCAGCUGAAUAUGAUCAUGCGAAAUGUGAUCGUGUGGUUAGAGAGUGUAAACAAGACAAAAAGACAGUAUCAGGUGAAUCAUCAACUAAUGCCAUUGAAAAAGAGAUGAAGGUGGAACCUCUACAUGGUUCAGAUAGCAACCCUAAACGUUACCAGUGCCAUAUUUGUGGCAAGAAACUGUCUAAAAGUGAUCACCUGACAAUUCAUCUUCGGAUUCAUACUGGCGAGAAACCAUUCAAAUGCAACGAUUGUGCCCGCUGUUUCAAUACCAAGAACAGUCUCGUCCGACAUGGGCGCGUCCAUUCAGGGGAACGCCCAUGGAGCUGUGAAUAUUGUGAUUUUACAUUCUCUACAAGUGGACAUAAGACUGUCCACAUGAGACGUGUCCAUACGCAUGAAAAACCUUAUCAUUGUUUGUCCUGCCCAAAGAAGUUUUCAACCCGUGAUUGUUUGACAGUUCAUAUGCGAUGUCACACAGGCGAUAUGCCGUAUUCAUGUCAGUGGUGUGAGAAAGAGUUUGCCCGCAAACCAAACAUGAAGAGACAUGAGAAGAGUUGUGUCCUGCGGGAAUGAUAUACGAAGCUUUCUUUGAAGGUGUUGGUCAUUGGGCAGGCACAUGUCGUAUGCAUUACCGAAUAGGAGUAGCUGUUGUACAAAUGUACCAUUAUCUCCAAUGCAUGAAUCCACAAAAUAAAAUAUUA
Molecule: messenger RNA, 3275 nt
Organism: Lineus longissimus
Lineage: Eukaryota; Metazoa; Nemertea; Pilidiophora; Heteronemertea; Lineidae
Product: mucin-17-like
Exons: 1
Coding region: 19-3147 (1042 amino acids)
Source: RefSeq, a predicted model, not a curated record